This is a messenger RNA of Lampris incognitus (smalleye Pacific opah), 3360 nucleotides long. RefSeq names its product acetoacetyl-CoA synthetase (gene aacs). Lineage: Eukaryota; Metazoa; Chordata; Actinopteri; Lampriformes; Lampridae. Gene Ontology annotation, biological process: lipid metabolic process; positive regulation of insulin secretion. The transcript is spliced from 18 exons. Gene Ontology annotation, molecular function: acetoacetate-CoA ligase activity. Gene Ontology annotation, cellular component: cytosol. The record is from RefSeq and is a predicted model, not a curated record. Bases 183 to 2213 code for a protein of 676 amino acids.
GCCAUGCUGCCAAAUCCAGUCGAGUUGAACAGCUGUCACACUUUCCGCCCCUCCAUUCAGUCCGAGAGUCGGCAGCGGAUAGACGGAGAUCCGGUCUAACGCCAACCUUAACCGCGACUGUAGGUGACACAGGACGAACAGAUCUUGCGUUUAAACUAGGCUGACAACUUCACUCAGCGACGAUGUCUAAAGACACGGAAGGGAGGAGCGACAACAUCAUGGACAUGGAGUGCAAGGUGUUGUGGUAUCCGGACUCGAAGAAGAACACACAGAUGGACAAAUUCAGGACGCAGGUUAACAAAGACUAUGGACUUAAUCUGGCCAACUACAGUGACCUGUACCAGUGGUCGGUGGAGAACUAUUCAGAGUUCUGGGCGGAGGUGUGGCGUUUUUGUGGUAUAAUCAGCUCCACCGUGUAUGAAGAGGUCAUAGAUGUGUCCAAACGGAUCUCGGAUGUUCCAGAGUGGUUUAAGGGAGCGCGGCUGAACUACGCCGAGAAUCUGCUCAAACAUGCAGACCAGGACAAAGUGGCCCUGUACGCUGCCACGGAGGCCAAUGAGGAGAUCCUGAAGGUGACGUUUGGGGAGCUGAGGCGUGACGUGGCUCUGUUUGCUGCAGCCAUGAGGAAGAUGGGCAUCCAGACUGGUGACAGGGUCGUCGGCUACCUCCCCAAUGGGAUCCAUGCGGUGGAGGCCAUGUUAGCAGCUGCCAGCAUCGGAGCCGUCUGGAGCUCCACAUCCGUGGACUUUGGAGUCAAUGGCGUCCUGGACAGGUUCUCUCAGAUCCAGCCUAAGUUGAUUUUCUCCGUUGCUGCUGUGGUCUACAAUGGCAAAACACACGACCACAUGGAGAAGCUGACCAGCGUCAUCAAAGGUCUUCCUGACUUGAAGAAAGUAGUGGUCAUUCCCUAUGCUCGCUCCAAACACAACACUGAUCUUUCCAAGAUUCCCAACAGUGUGUACAUAGACGACUUCCUGGCAAUGGGCCGAGGUGAAGGGGACCAGCUCCCUCAGCUGGAGUUUGAGCAGCUUCCGUUCAGUCAUCCUCUGCUCAUCAUGUACUCUUCAGGCACCACUGGGGCUCCAAAAUGCAUGGUCCACUCUGCUGGGGGUACUCUCAUCCAACACCUGAAGGAACACGUUCUGCAUGGCAACAUGACCAGCAGUGAUGUCAUCAUCUACUACACCACAACUGGCUGGAUGAUGUGGAACUGGUUGGUGUCAGCCCUGGCAGUGGGGAGCUCCGUGGUUUUAUAUGAUGGUUCACCGCUGAUGCCCACACCCAAUGUACUUUGGAACCUCACAGACCAGUUGGGCAUCACUGUCUUUGGUACCGGGGCCAAGUGGCUGUCUGUGCUGGAGGAGAGGAACCUCAAACCUGCGGACACCCACGACCUGCAGUCCCUCCACACCAUCCUGUCCACAGGCUCGCCCCUCAAGCCCCAGAGCUACGAUUACGUCUACCGCUGCAUCAAGAGCAACGUGCUUCUGGGCUCCAUCUCAGGUGGUACUGACAUAAUGUCUUGUUUCAUGGGUCAGAACCCAACAGUACCAGUGUAUCGGGGCGAGAUCCAAAGCAGGAACCUGGGUAUGGCUAUAGAGGCCUGGGGCUUUGACGGUAAACCAGUAUGGGGGGAGAGUGGGGAGCUGGUGUGUCUUAAGCCAAUCCCCUGCCAGCCAACACACUUCUGGAAUGAUGAGAAUGGUAGCAAGUACCAUAAAGCUUACUUCUCUCUAUACCCUGGUGUGUGGGCUCAUGGAGACUACUGCAAGAUAAACCCGAAGACGGGAGGCGUGGUCAUGCAGGGGAGAAGCGACGGGACGCUGAACCCCAACGGGGUCCGCUUCGGCAGCUCGGAGAUCUACAACAUCGUGGAGGCCUUUGAGGAAGUGUCCGACAGCCUUUGCGUUCCCCAGUACAACAGCGAUGGAGAGGAGAGGGUUAUCUUGUUCCUCAAGAUGGCCCCCGGUCAGACCUUCGAACCGCAGCUGGUGCAGAGCAUUAAAGGAGCGAUCCGGAAAGCGCUGUCUGCACGGCACGUCCCGGCCCUGAUGCUGGAGACCAAAGACAUCCCUUACACCAUCACGGGGAAAAAGGUCGAGGUGGCCGUCAAACAGGUGCUUGCCGGGCGGGAAGUCGCGCAGAGGGGAACUUUCUCCAACCCCGACUCACUGGAUCUGUACAAGAACAUUCCCGCGCUGCAGGACUUCUAGAGACAAGGUUCAAUGCGGAACCGCCGAAUCAUGACACUGCAGGGAGAGGGAACCGCUAGAGGGAGUCGACCAACAAGAAACCAAUGCCGCUUUUAAUUAGCAAACAUCUCGGUACUGAGAGAGACAUGCCAAGAGCGAGACCCCGAAUUUUGAGGUCUGCUUUGUUUGGAGAAAAAAACGGUACAAAAAACAAAUGAGGAUAGCAGGUCUAUAUGUUAAAAUUAUACAUUAUGAGAUACAUUGUAUAACUCUACAUAAUUACUGUUAAUUUGUGUCAUCAUAAAAGUGGAGGUUAUGUUAGCUACACUGCCCUAAAGCUGGCUAACUUGCAGCUAUUGAUAGUUUAGAAAGAAAAACUAGUGGAAGGGUGGCGUGUUGCGACCGAGCUGGAUUCACUUUCAACGGAGACUUGUCGUACAUCACAACACUUAAUGUAGCACGUAAUCUGUGCUCGGAAGCCAGUGAAGUCUGCAGGGGGACAUGGCUAGCUUAAGUACUUAGCUUUAGCUUGCCAGUUUUGAGUGGUGUAAGGAAACGCGGGGGGGGGGGGAUCCAAAUUUUUGCUCUGGAUUCCCCUCAUAAUUGAAAAAGUGACAAAAUGGAAUUGUACAGUUAAAAUAUUUUUCUUUCUUAUACACACACACACACACACACACACACAAACACAAACAAACACGGCUGGGCUAUACAUUUGAAUGCUUUCGCUUCAGCUUGUAUUGUCAUUGUUGUGAGGAGUGUUUUACAUAAUUAACUGUAUGUAUUAUGUGUUUGGCCUAUAAUAUAAGAGAAACACAACAGUGAUGCAGCCCAAACUGCACUUUGGCUGCCAGGUCUUUUUCUCGGGGGCUCCCCAAUUUUACAUUAUUGUGUGUUUUAAGUGAAACAGCGUUGCGCAGCAACAUGAAGUUCAGUGCCAGGAUGAAAACAAUGGUCAACACUGUGUCAUAAGCUCUAAAUACAAAACUUAAUUUUGCCAAUUAUUGCUUCAACAUCUUUCGAGUAUCACCAAAUGUCCUCGUGUUUUGACAGGAGUUGUUCGCUCACACCUCAAGGGAAGUUGCAAUAGUCAUCGUGUGUUGGUCUGUUUUUAUUUUUUCUUCUUCUUUUUAUAAAUUGUGUGGAAUAUGUAUUCACACCUCUCUGUGUU